Molecule: messenger RNA, 1682 nt
Organism: Glycine soja
Lineage: Eukaryota; Viridiplantae; Streptophyta; Magnoliopsida; Fabales; Fabaceae
Product: myb-related protein 330-like
Exons: 3
Coding region: 339-1451 (370 amino acids)
Biological process (GO): regulation of stomatal movement
Source: RefSeq, a predicted model, not a curated record
AUGCAAAAGCAGCACCGGAUUUGCGUAAAACCCACUUGAUUGCUGCACCUCCCUCUCAGGGUUCUCUACUCUCUCUCUAUUAACUUCAAUCCUAAGUAUGAUUUAUGAUUUAUGAUUUAGCCCCUCCGCUCUUUAAAUGAACACAAUUAGUUUUUGAGUUACUCCCUCUCCACCCCACAACAUAACAAUAUUUCUACCUCUUGAAACAUUUUAAAUGACACAAGCACCACUGGGUAAUAUUUCACGCUAUUUAGAGGCAGUGACCACUUCAGAGUUCACAUUCUUCCUACAUCAUUAAGUAAGUAACAUUGGCAUUCCCACAUAGUCCUCUCUCACAAAUGGGUCGCCAUUCCUGUUGUGUGAAGCAAAAAUUAAGGAAAGGCUUAUGGUCCCCUGAAGAAGAUGAGAAGCUAUUUAAUUACAUAACAAGAUUUGGAGUCGGAUGCUGGAGCUCGGUUCCCAAACUAGCUGGAUUACAAAGAUGUGGAAAGAGUUGCAGGUUGAGAUGGAUAAACUAUUUGAGGCCUGAUUUAAAGAGAGGCAUGUUCUCACAGCAGGAGGAGGAUCUUAUAAUCAGUCUUCAUGAAGUUCUUGGAAACAGGUGGGCUCAAAUAGCAGCACAGUUACCAGGGAGAACAGACAAUGAGAUUAAGAACUUCUGGAACUCAUGUUUAAAGAAGAAGCUUCUGAAGCAAGGGAUUGACCCAAGUACACACAAGCCCCUCACAGAAGCUCAUGUGAAGGAAGAAAAGAAAAUCAUAGAGACAUCACCAAUGCAAACACCAUUGUCUCAAGGCCCUUCAGUUCCAUUAAUCUUUCCUUCAUCACAGGGAUCAUCACUUCUAAUAAGUGAUUCCAGUUACUAUGAUGGAGGGCUAACAGAAGCCUCAAGAGAAAUUUUCAUGACCAAGCCAGCAUUGGACCCUUUGUCCUACUAUGAUUUUCCAAUGGGUGUUGCACAGUCUGGUUUUAACUUACCUGUUAGUCAGUAUCAGACAAGCCUUAAAGCAUCUGAUCAGAACCCCUUUGGACCCAAUUCAAGCUAUGUAUUCUCUUCAAUGCCAAGUCUAACCAAUUCUGAUCACGGGAACGUGUCGGUGACUGAGUUUUCAGACAACAAUUCAGCUUCCAAAAUAAGUUCAUUGUUCAUGAAUGACCAGGUGAAAGAAAGUUCCAGCAACAGCUCAAACUUGAGCACCAUUUACCAUGGAGGAGGGUGUCAUAUCAGCAGCAUGAUGGAAAAUGCAGGGUUCUCGUGGGAGGGUGACAACAAGUUUGACCCUUUGUUUCAGUUCCAAGUAAAUGCCACAAAAUCAGAGGAUUUUAAGACAAGUUCAUGGGAAGAAGGGCAGCUGCAUACUCAAAAUUCCAUAGAUUUCACGAGCUUUCCGUUAACGUCACUUUCAGAAGAUCUAACAGGAGCAAAUUUUGAUGUAUUCCAGCAUAUAUGAACUGUAAAUUCUUUUCUUUCUUUCUUUUGAUUUUUUGAACUCUUUUUCAUGUUAGCAAAAAUAGAAUGAUGUUGAUAGUACAGGAGAUUUGUAGCAAAAGAUUUGAGAUGAGAUGAUUCCCCCCCUCCCCCGCAUCUAUUAUUACCAUUGAUGUAUCUGUUUUCAUCACCCAAAGUUUGAAUAACGAUAUAUUCAAUUGAGUGCAGCUAAUUUUGUUUUAUGACUGUAAUA